Acanthochromis polyacanthus (spiny chromis) is the source of this 3510-nucleotide messenger RNA. RefSeq names its product calcium/calmodulin-dependent protein kinase type II subunit gamma-like. Gene Ontology annotation, molecular function: calmodulin binding; calcium/calmodulin-dependent protein kinase activity; ATP binding. The transcript has 23 exons. Lineage: Eukaryota; Metazoa; Chordata; Actinopteri; Pomacentridae. Gene Ontology annotation, cellular component: cytoplasm; neuron projection. Gene Ontology annotation, biological process: protein phosphorylation. The record is from RefSeq and is a predicted model, not a curated record. Bases 175 to 2019 code for a protein of 614 amino acids.
AGCCCCUCCCUUUCCGUCUCUGCUCGCCUCUCUCCUCUUCAGUCUUGCCUGCCUGUCAGAAAGGUGCUCCAGUGUUGGAGGCUAGGCUACCCUCCUCUCGGACCCCGUACGAGAGCCAAGCCGCCGUCGUACCCCAAGGCUCGGGCUCCCCCCCGUCUGCUCACGGCUCCGACCAUGGCAACCACCGCUACUUCCACCCGGUUCACUGACGAGUACCAGCUGUACGAGGAGCUCGGGAAGGGAGCUUUUUCAGUGGUGCGUAGGUGUGUAAAGAAGUCAUCAGGACAGGAAUAUGCUGCAAAAAUCAUCAACACUAAGAAGCUGUCUGCAAGAGACCAUCAGAAGCUUGAGAGAGAGGCCCGUAUCUGCCGUCUCCUGAAGCACCCCAACAUCGUGAGACUCCAUGACAGCAUUUCAGAGGAAGGUUUUCAUUACCUAGUCUUUGACCUCGUGACGGGAGGAGAGCUUUUUGAAGACAUUGUAGCCAGGGAGUACUACAGUGAGGCCGAUGCCAGUCAUUGCAUUAGUCAGAUCUUGGAGAGUGUCAAUCAUAUCCACCAGCAUGAUAUUGUGCACAGAGACCUCAAGCCUGAGAACCUGUUGUUGGCCAGUAAGAUGAAGGGAGCUGCAGUGAAGCUGGCAGACUUUGGCCUUGCUAUUGAAGUGCAGGGAGACCAGCAGGCUUGGUUUGGGUUUGCGGGCACUCCUGGCUAUCUCUCCCCUGAGGUCCUGAGGAAGGACCCCUACGGCAAGCCAGUGGACAUAUGGGCUUGUGGUGUUAUUCUCUAUAUCUUGUUAGUGGGGUAUCCUCCGUUCUGGGAUGAAGAUCAACACAAACUUUAUCAGCAGAUCAAAGCUGGAGCAUACGAUUUCCCGUCCCCAGAGUGGGACACAGUGACUCCAGAGGCAAAGAACCUGAUCAACCAGAUGCUGACUAUUAACCCAGCCAAGAGAAUCACUGCCGAACAGGCCCUCAAACACCCAUGGGUCUGCCACCGUUCUACAGUGGCAUCCAUGAUGCACAGACAGGAAACUGUCGAAUGUCUCCGCAAGUUCAACGCUCGCCGAAAACUCAAGGGAGCCAUUCUCACCACCAUGCUGGUGUCCAGAAACUUCUCAGUGGGCCGGCAGCAUACCAACUCUGCUGCUGCCGCCUCCUCCACGGCCUCACUGGCUCAGGAAGCAUGCAAAAGUUUACUCAACAAGAAGUCAGAUUCUGCUAAGCCUUCUACCAACAACAGUAAGAACAGUAUAGUGAGCGCCAUCAAUGCCCUGAAAGACACCAACAUGGCAACCAACGCCCAGAUGGAAUCUCAGAGCACAGUGGUGCACAACCCUCCCGAUGGAGUCAAGGGAUCCACGGAGAGCAACGCCACCAACGACGAGGAGGAAAUGAAAGCGGACAGUUCGGCGCUGAGUCAGAGCAGCGCCACCGAGGAGAUGCCCCCACUUCUGCCCUCACCUCAAAGCUCACCUGCCAUUCCACCGCAUGACGUAAAGCGCAUGGCAUGGAACAGCACGGGCAACAGCUCCUGCCCCGACUCUGAGCUCUCACAGUCCUCCAUGCCUGCCGCUCCAAUAGGGAGCAACACUGCUAAAAGCAACACUAAGCAGACUCGUAAACAGGAGAUUAUCAAGAUAACGGAGCAGCUGAUCGAAGCGAUCAACAAUGGAGAUUUCGAUGCCUACACGAGGAUUUGUGAUCCUGGACUCACCUCUUUUGAACCCGAGGCUCUGGGGAACCUGGUGGAGGGGAUGGACUUCCACAAGUUCUACUUUGAAAACUUGCUGAGCAAGAACAGCAAGCCCGUGCACACCACCCUGCUCAACCCGCACGUGCACCUGAUCGGCGAGGACGCCGCAUGCAUCGCCUACAUCCGGCUCACACAGUUUGUGGACUCCACGGGCCGCCCUCGUUCCAGCCAAUCAGAGGAGACCAGGGUGUGGCAUCGUCGCGAUGGCAAGUGGCUCAACGUUCACUUCCACUGCUCAGGAGCGCCUGCUGCACCACUACAGUGAUCAGUGGUCCUGAGCCUCCAGUCUACUGGAGUGUGUGUUUUGGGGGGCAGUUUUUUCAGCGAGCGUGUUUAAGAGGUCCGUCCUCUGCGUGGAUUGGCUAGUGCCAGGAGCCCGGCCGGGCGAGAUCGCAUCCCUCUCCACGAUACCAACCAAUCCUGUCCCUCCUUUGACCUGCUGGGGGCCGGCUGAACACAAGACUCCGCCCCCAUGGGAUGAUGCAUGCAUCUGGCGCCUGAUUGGAGGGCGCGUCUUUGCCCUCUGUCCCUCCCUCUGGCAGCCAUCUUUUUUCUGCCCGCGCGAGAUGAGACGUCCUGGGGGAGGAGAGGAUUUACAGUUGAACUUGUGACAGUUUAUGAGUAUGAGUUAUGAAUAUACUGUGUAAAUUAUGACUAGAUGUACCAGAAACCACCAAAACCCAACCAAGCAUUUAUAUUCACUAUCUAAUAAGGGAGGAAACGAGAGAGAGGAGUGUGAAGUUUAGCAGCUGAGAUUUUGGACACGUUUAGGGAUUACUGGGUAGGAAGUGUUGCGCUCGCUACCCGGACGUUGUUAAAGAUGUAGGGAGAUUUUCCCCCGACUGAAUUAAAGAGGGAAAAACAAUCAAGUUGGCUCAGUCCGAGAAGUUGACGACGAGAGAAACUUGAUAUCAAAAACAUGAAGCACCAAAGUGUAGAACUUUAGGCUUUUUACGUGUUUCUGUGUUUUCGUUUGUGUGCUUGUUUUCCGACACAACGGAAAUCGUGUUGUUGUGGGUUUGGGGAGGGAGGGAAGGGGCGUCUGAUUUGUUGUGUUUUUAGUGUCCUGUUCCUUUAUUUGCGUUCCUGUGAAUAACCGGAGCCUUUUUUGUUUGUUUGUGUUUUUUAUUUUAAUUUUUUCCGUCGUCGUCAGUCUGACUGAUUCUGUAUCGAGGCUCCUUUUUAAGCAGCUGAGUUUUUAAAAAGAGGGAUUUUAUUGUGCAAAAUUUCAAGCUAAACCCGUUGCGUGUUAACACGUUUCUGUUGCGUCUAUAUGCAGUGGAGGGAGAGAGUGGGCCGGGAAGAAAAAAAUUUAAAAAUGGCAUCUGCGUUUUGCAUGUUUUCGCCCGCCGCCGCCUCUCCCUCAUUAAUCCCUUCCCACCUUCUCUCCCCUGAUUUCUCUCUUCUUAAAACCAUUUUCUCUUUUAACCUUCCCUCCCACGAUGUUUCUCUGAUUUCUGCAAGGGCCUGGUUUGUUAUAAUCACUGUGUAAAUACAGUGUAUGUAUAGAUAUAUGUAGAAAAGUGUAAUAUAUGUACAUGUAUCUCAGAGACACUCAUCCUGUGCAUUUGGGCAUGGGAGCCACCCAUGACCUCUGUGACCCCCUCUAGUUUAGGAGCAGCAUUUUCCUCCGUAGUUCUCCUCCACCUUUAAAAUACUUCGGUAGCUCUUGAUCAUUCAUGGGGGGGAAAAAAAAAAACAACAUGAAUUUUGCACGCUCGUGUAGGCUGCCAGCUCUAGUCCCAUGGCCGUACGA